AUGGUUCUUCCUAAAGUGAAUAUGCUUGUUGGAAUCUGCGCAUUAAGCUUUUAAGCUUUUGUGCUUUACCCUUGGCAUGAUGUGAUUUCAUAAUAAGUUGAAAAAUUGGAUAAAAACAUUAGAAUACUAGAGAUAAUGCAAUAAUAGCUGGUAAAGGAAGCUGAGCAACUACAAAAAUUGAACCCAAUUUGA
Messenger RNA from Paramecium octaurelia, 192 nucleotides. The record is from the annotation of a GenBank genome assembly. Lineage: Eukaryota; Ciliophora; Oligohymenophorea; Peniculida; Parameciidae.